Menidia menidia (Atlantic silverside) is the source of this 1599-nucleotide messenger RNA. The record is from the annotation of a GenBank genome assembly. Lineage: Eukaryota; Metazoa; Chordata; Actinopteri; Atheriniformes; Atherinopsidae.
AUGAAGGUGAAGUGGACCAUGCUGGGAGUCAUAGUCUUCUUCCUGCUCUCUGUGGUCCUGACCUGCUGUUUCCUCUGGCAGUUUAAGAUGCCAAAGUUGAAGGCGGACGCGGUGGUGGAGGAGACUGAGCCGGAGCAGAUGUGUCCUCGCUUCCCUGAGCCCGUGGCCCUCAAACACCCCAUCUCAGCCCUGAGGGCGGCCUUAGAGCAGGUAGAUGCUCUCCUGAAGUCGAGCGUCCACGCCACCACGCUGCCGGCCGUGUCGGCCAUCGUGGUUUUAAACGACUCCGUUCUGUGGAACGGGCAUUUCGGCAAGCGGAACAUCAGCGACCCGGCCUCGGACCCGCCCGAUGAGUUCACGGUUUACAGAAUUGCGAGUCUUUCCAAGAUCUUUCCGACGCUGAUGCUGUACAAACUCUGGGAGGACGGAAAGGUGGACUCUCUGGAUGACCCUCUGGAGAAAUACGCCAGCAACUUCACCAUCAAGAACCCUCUGGGGGUGCGCGGGCGGCCGGCCGCCUCCUCCGCCCGCACGCUGGGCAGCCGGCUGCCCGCUCUGAGCCUGCGCAGGCUGGCCAGCCAGCUCUCCGGGUUACCCAGAAGGUUACGCUCAACCAACCUACUUUGGAACGGAGACACAGAAACAGCCCUGAGUUUGUUACAGGACGAUGUCCUCGUGGCAGAUCCGGGAACCAACUGGGUUUCCGACAACAUCCUGGUCCCGCUCCGGAUGGAGAACACCGGGUUCGACUUCACCCCGGCGGUGCAGAGGCGGAUGGCCGUGGGCGUGUACGCUAACGGCCAGCCGGCGCCCCUCUACGACCUGGGCUGGUACAGGCCGGCCGGUCAGAUGUACUCCACGCCGGCCGACAUGGCCAAACUGAGCAUGGCCCUGCUGGGCGCGGCCGGCGGGCGGCGCCUGCUCCGGCCGGACGCCCUGAGGACCAUGCUGACCCCGGUGGCCCGCUGCCACGCCGGCUACUUCGCCAGCUCCACCGGCACGCCCUGGGAGGUCAACCAGCAGCUGGGCUACGACGUGGUGAGGAAGGACGGCGACCUGGACGGCUUCGCCGCCACGCUGGCGCUGGUGCCGCGCCUCCAGCUGGGCCUGGUGCUCCUGAUGGCCGGCGUGCGCCCCCCAGAGCGGGAGCUGGUCAGCCAGGCCUACGGAUACCUCAUCCCCGCUGUAGAGAGCGCCUACCGGGACGCCCAGCCACCGGUCAGACCCCCCCCGGACCCGGCUCCCUACGUGGGCUUCUUCACGUACAAGAACAUGACUUUCUACGAGGUGCUGGCCGACUCGGCCGGGGCGCUGACCCUGCAGCAGUUCGGACCGCAGGUGGACACGGCGGUGCCCCCCAAGUACCGGAACAUCGGGCUGCACUACCUCCAGGAGCGGGUGUUCAGGGCGGUGUUCCAGAGACCCUACCCCUGCAAGAUGAGGACCAGCAGUGCCUCGGCCUCCCUGGAGACACAGGACAGACAGCUCUUCAACUUCUACCCUUUCAACCAGAGGGGCGUGUCCCCCGGGUUCGACUCCCCGGCCCUCAGCACGUACAGAGUCAUGAGGAUACCCGGCAGGCCGUACUUCACCUCAUAA